Molecule: messenger RNA, 3779 nt
Organism: Platichthys flesus (European flounder)
Lineage: Eukaryota; Metazoa; Chordata; Actinopteri; Pleuronectiformes; Pleuronectidae
Gene: nudt4b
Product: nudix (nucleoside diphosphate linked moiety X)-type motif 4b
Exons: 5
Coding region: 424-984 (186 amino acids)
Biological process (GO): diadenosine pentaphosphate catabolic process; adenosine 5'-(hexahydrogen pentaphosphate) catabolic process; diphosphoinositol polyphosphate metabolic process
Cellular component (GO): cytoplasm; nucleus
Molecular function (GO): endopolyphosphatase activity; bis(5'-adenosyl)-pentaphosphatase activity; bis(5'-adenosyl)-hexaphosphatase activity
Source: RefSeq, a predicted model, not a curated record
GUUGAGAGGAGUGCUGCGUGUGUGGAGCCGCUUCAUUGUACCGAAGCCGCGGCGGAGCCCGGAGCCGACAUAAGACGCCUGUGUGCGGGACCUGCGCGCUCACACCCCCCUGCUCAGACUCCCGCACACCCAGGACCCCCAGACCCGCACCUUGGAUUAACCUCUCCGGCUGAGACACAUCCACCAUUCCCCCUCCUCUUAGGACCGAGCAACCCGGACCGCGGAUGCAGAGAGGAGGAGAAGAAGAAGAAGAAGCGGCGGCGGCGAUGCGGCGGCUCCGCUGUUAAGUCGUCGGAACCUUCCUCCUCCUCCUCCCUUCGUCUUCUUCUUCCUCGCUUCUUCCUCGCGUCCUUCUGCCUCCUCUUCCUCGCUUGUUGUCGCCGGUUCCAGUCGGAGGAGGCCGCCGGGUGCAGCGGGCCCAGGAUGAAGCUCAAGCCGAACCAGACCAGGACGUACGACGGCGAGGGCUUCAAGAGGCGGGCGGCGUGUCUGUGCUUCAAGAAUGAUCGUGAGGAGGAGGUUCUGUUGGUCAGCAGCAGUCGACACCCGGAGCAGUGGAUCGUCCCCGGAGGAGGGAUGGAGCCGGAGGAGGAGCCGUGUGGUGCCGCUGUGCGAGAGGUGUUCGAGGAGGCUGGUGUGAAAGGAAAGCUCGGACGUCUGCUCGGUGUAUUCGAGCAAAACCAGGAUCGGAAACAUCGGACGUAUGUGUACGUGUUGACUGUGACAGAAACCCUGGAGGCCUGGGAGGACUCUGUCAACAUAGGCCGUAAGCGGGAGUGGUUCACCGUGGAGGAGGCCAUCAAAGUGCUGCAGAGCCACAAACCCGUCCACGCAGAUUACCUGCGGAGGCUCCAACUCAGCUGCUCCCCGACCAACGGGAACUCCAUCCUUCCCAGCCCGCAGCCCAACGACAACUUCCCCCAUUACAGCGCCACCGCCAACACGCCCUCGACGGGCAGCGUGCUGGGCUCCUCCUGCAGAUAGGACUGCACCUCCACCUCUUUUAUUUUCCGUUUUCCUGUCCAGCUUGGACAGUUUACUGAAAGUCUGUACAGUCUUGCAUGAAUCUAAUGACUUUUCAGAGUCACGGCUCUCUUGUAUGUAUAAAUUCUAGUCUUAGCUGCAGGACAGACCAAAGCCAUUCGCCAGAGCUGUGUUAAAAGGCUUGUGUUCAAGACUCGUGUAACUGAGCAGAAGCAGGCGGAGAAGCCGGGACAGUAAAACGGCGAAUGGAAGAAACCUUUGAUGAGCCGUCGCUGUGGAGGAAGCUGCAGACUCUGCUGGCAUGACUGAGCUGGUGAAGGAAUGCCUUACUGAAACUUUGUAUGAAUGUUGUUCUUAUUUCACUAACGCUCGUUUUUUAUUUUCUUUAGUAGAUUUGCUCUCUAGUGAAUGAGAAAAGGAGGGGGAUGACCCCAGAGCAUGUCCAUGUGGGGAGGGGGGGAGACUGAAUAAUGUCUUCAUCAUCUACCAGUGAUGAUAACAACCAAAUAUCAGAUUUUACUACACAGAUAUAACUUUACAAAAAACACCCUGAGCACUGAUGUGAUUCGAGAAUCUCCUCUUUUGAAUCUUUUAUGCCAAGUGGGAUUUCUUCUCUCCAUUAGAUCAUUCAUUAAAUGCAUUUGUUGUUAAGUUACCUGGCCUCGAAAAAUUAUUAUCCCGUGUCCAAACAUUGCUUUUCAAAGCCCCAAGUGAUAGCGAUAAAAUAGAGUGAAAGUUCUCACAUGUUGUGUGUUUGUAGUUCAGCUUUACCCGAGGCCUCUGAAUCUCACGUCAGCUGACCUUGACUGAUCCAACAAACCCCGGUGUCUGCCUCAGGGCGCAUACCUUUACAUCGGCGUUUCCCACGUCGUCAGAGUGAAAGGAUUUCACAAUGCGGAGAAGAUCUUUGCCUCGGCUGUUGCUGUCUGUGCUGCCUUGAUGACAAACGAGUUCCCUUCAACUGCGUUUGUACAAAAAGAGCAUUUCUUUUAAACCUUGAAUGCAAAAUAAUGCAGAUUCACUUUUGUGUCUUUCAAAAAAAAAACUAUGUUUAUCAGUUUUAUUGUUUCACAGUGCUGGAAUGCAAUUUGGUCAGAGCGACCACCAGAUAACACGAUGUACAGUAUGAUUGUUUCUGUCUAUGAUAAUUUAAGUCUACAGCUGCAGUUAACUCAUCUGAUAGUUUUUUUAUCUAUUAGUGGAAAAGGGUGAAGAAUGUUCAUCACCAUAUCUGCAUCCCAGUUCUCAAACCAUCACCUCAGUUUUUAUUGGUUCAUAAAUAAAAAGGUAACGCAGCUUUCACUUAAAUCUUUUCUGUUUCUGUGUAAACAAACAGUUCCAUGAUGUCCACGUCCCGCAUAAACGACUGCAUCAUGUUUCCUGCUGCCUCUUCACAGUCACAGAUCCUCCCUCUGAAAUAUUCUGCUGAAUGACGACUGACCACACAGAGAUUUGUAAAUAGCUUUGCAGAGAAACCUCGUGUUUUUAACCUGAAUGAAAAAUGUUCUCUUAACAUUUUCUAUAUUUUUUAAACGAUGUACAAAGGAUGACGGGAAGACGUGCAGAAAAAGCUCACUGAUUAUUUACAGAACAAGGAUGUUUGUAUCUGCAACAACGUGCCACAGGUUUAGGAUAUACGGAAAUUUGGUCACUUGUUGUGUUAUUGUGAAAUGGAGAUGUUGGAAUUGAUGCAUUGUUAAAACGUGAUUUGGUGUUUUUCAUGUGGUCGUCCGUAAUGAAUCAAGAGGUUAAUUCGGAAUGAACACAGCAGUAAAUUUGGGUGAAAAUGUACCCUUUAGGUGAGGAAAUGUUUUUUUUAAAUAAGCAUCAGGAUGAUUACGUUUUUUCUUUGUUGUGGCCAAGCAAGUAAACAAAUCUUAGCAUUAAUGAGCAUGGAAAUAACUCUAAUAUUGUGAAGGUUUUGGUGAGAAAAUGAAAAAAACAGUUUUCACUUUUUCACAAACGUUUAUCCAGACUCUUUGAUUGGAGCAGAGACCCGACACCUUCCGAGCUGCACAAACUUGUCUCGUCGCUCUUUGCCCUCCACAGAAUUCACCGCUCUAUCAUCUUAUCCGCAGCUCGGAUUUGCCAAUUCAGUUAAAAUCAAUGUUAGGGUUUAUCAACGGUUAAAAAAAAACACCUUAAACCUCAAUGUGUGUUUGUGUGUGUGUGAUGUAUGAAUUGUGGAAAGAUGAAUGUGAAAUAUGAUGUGCCAAAUGAAAACAAUAUAAAUGGACAGAUGGGGGAAAGUUGCAUUUUUCAGACCUGUACAUCAACCCGUCUGUGAAAUAAGAUCUUCAACAUCAUUUGAUAUGAUAUGAUUGAAAUUAAAGUAUUAAGAGUAUUCUUUACCCCAUUCACCAUUUUCAUGUGAUUUAAAUCAACUUAAAUUGAACUCACACCCUUUAAUCUUGAUGUUUUGCUGCUUUACAAAUAAGAAACACUUUCUUUCUCCUCCUGUGGAAAUGCUGUGUGACGCUGUGUUGAUCUCGUGAUGGGUUAAACAUGACAAUAUGGAGGAGAGUCCCUCAGUGUACAUGUGUUUGAAAACGAAAAUGUUAAACAGCUGGUUCAUGACAGGACUGUUCUGUUGUGGAUUCAGACUCCUUGAAUGUUUUCCGAAACACGUUGUGAUGUCACGACAAUGUGAAUCAAAGUGAGUUACAGACACGUCACUGUUUGUUUUUGUGAAUAUUAUGCACAGAGACGAUUAAUGUGAAAAGUGAUUUCAGGAGCUGGACUGGAAAGAUUGUUUUUGAGAAAACAAAAUGCAUUAAAGGGAAAAAAAACAACAA